Messenger RNA from Castor canadensis (American beaver), 6377 nucleotides. It is a transcript of the gene Mcm3ap, whose product is annotated as minichromosome maintenance complex component 3 associated protein. Gene Ontology annotation, biological process: mRNA export from nucleus. The record is from RefSeq and is a predicted model, not a curated record. NCBI's taxonomy places the organism in Eukaryota, Metazoa, Chordata, Mammalia, Rodentia, Castoridae. Gene Ontology annotation, cellular component: cytoplasm; transcription export complex 2; nucleus. Gene Ontology annotation, molecular function: nucleic acid binding.
UUGGGCCAGUUCCUGGGCAGUGACCAGCGCAGUAAAAAGCAGUGCAUUUCUAGGCCUGAGAAAAGUAUUUCCUGCUCCUGUUACAGGUGAAAAAUUAGAUGGUAGGAAGCACUGAAACAGUAACCUUUUACAGUGUUACAUUGUAAUUCUGUGGUCAUGGAGACUGGGAGAAUCCCGCGAAGUUCCCCUCUUUAAGUCGAAAAGUCUUUAUCCUGAAGAUGAAGGGGAAUUCCCUAGAUAACAAACUGUUUAAGGAAGAGAACUAGUUUUGUAAAAAUAUUUAUUGCUUUCUAAUUAUUGGGUAAAAGAUGAACCCGGGAAACCCUUUCAGUGGGCAGCAGGCUAGUGCUUUUGCAGUAUCUUCUAGUAGUUCUGUAGGUACAUUUCAGGCUAAGCCACCAUUUCGCUUUGGUCAGCCUUCUCUUUUUGGACAAAACAAUACAUUAUCUGGGAAGAGCCCAGGAUUUUCACAGGUACCCAGCUUUGCAGCACCUUCCGGAGUAAGUCAAUCCUCUUCAGUGCAAACGUUUGGAGUCACCCAGACCUCAAGUACUGCACUCUUUUCUGGACUUGAACACACUCCUCCUUUUGUAGCUACCUCUGGGCCUUCAAGUUCGUCUGUGCCUAGAAACCCAGGAUUUAGUUUUACAUCACCCAGCACUGGGAUUUUUCCAAGUACUUCCACUUUUGGACCAGAAGCUGGAGAAAUAGUGAGCUCUGGUUUUGGGAAAAAAGAAUUCAGCUUUAAACCUCUGGAAAAUGCAGUAUUCAGACCAAUACUGGGGUGUGAGUCCGAGCCAGAGAAAACUCAGAGCCAAAUUACACCUGGGUUUUUCAAAUUUUCCCACCCAAUUAGUGGACCUGGAGGCCUGACCUCUUUUUCUUAUCCUCAUGUGACAAGUAGCUCAGCUACAAAUUCAAGUUUUAUCUUUUCAAAACCAGUUAAUAGUAGUAAUUCAUCAUCUGCUUUUACCCCUGCUUUGCCAAACCAAAAUGUAGAGGAAGAUAAGCGGGUACCCAAAUCAAUAUUUGGAAGUUCUAGUAGUAGUAGCUUCAGUAGCUUCCCUGUUACAUCAUCUGGGUCUUUGGGAGAACCCUUCUCAGUUAGCAAAACUGGUGUCCGACAAGGGUGUGAAGAUGCUGUUUCCCAGGUGGAGCCACUUCCCAACCUUAUGAAAGGACUGAAAAGGAAAGACGACCAGGAUCGUUCCCCCAGAAGACAUGGCCAUGAGGCAGCAGAAGACUCAGACCCUCUAUCCAGAGGUGAUCAUCCUCCAGAUAAACGCCCUGUGCGCCUGAAUCGACCCCGGGGAGGGACUCUGUUUGGUCGGACAAUACAGGAUGUCUUCAAAAGCAAUAAAGAAGUAGGCCGUCUGGGCAACAAGGAUUCCAAAAAAGAAAGUAGUUUUGUGGAGUCUGGGGAAAGUGAACAUAUGGCAAUCCCAGGAGGGAGUCAGUCUGCUCUGGCAUCUUCCCGGCUUCCAGGUGUGAAUAAAGAGGAAGAAACCCAAAGCAGAGAGAAAAAAGAAGAUUCUCUAAGGGGAACUCCUAUACGUCAGAGUAAAAGAAGUGAGAGCACGGACAGUCUUGGAGGCUUGUCUCCCUUGGAAGCCACAGCUAUUCAGUGUAAGAAUCCCGAUUACCUCAAUGACAGAAUCCUGGAGAACCACUUCAGCAAAAUCGCUAAAGUACAGCGCAUAUUUACCAGGCGCAGCAAAAAGCUUGCAGUGGUGCAUUUUUUUGAUCAUGCAUCUGCAGCCCUUGCUAGAAAGAAGGGGAAAGGCUUGCAUAAGGAUGUGGCUAUAUCUUGGCACAAGAAGAAAAUAAGUCCCAACAAGAAACCCUUUUCCCUGAAGGAGAAGAAACCUGGUGAUGGUGAAGCCAGCCAGAGCACAGAGGACUCACCCUUUCGGCACUCUCCUCUUGGCAAGCCUGUUGUGAGGACUGCAGCCAGCAGCCUCCUGAAUAAAAGCUCUCCUGUGAAGAAGCCCAGUCUGGUAAAGGCCCACCAGUUUGAGGGAGACCCUUUUGACUCUGGGUCUGAGGGCUCCGAGGGCCUUGGUCCAUGUGUGUCACCUCUCAGCACCCUGAUAGGGACCACGGCUGAGACAUCUGAAGAGAAGUACCGCCUGCUUGACCAGAGAGACCGAAUCAUGCGGCAAGCUCGGGUGAAGAGGACAGAUCUGGACAAAGCGAGGACUUUUGUUGGGACAUGUCCUGACAUGUGUCCUGAGAAGGAGCGGUACAUGCGUGAGACCAGGAGCCAGCUGAGUGUGUUUGAAGUGGUCCCGGGUACUGACCAGGUGGACCAUGCAGCAGCUGUGAAGGAGUACAGCCGGUCCUCUGCUGAUCAGGAGGAGCCUCUGCCACAUGAGCUGCGGCCCUCAGCUGUCCUCAGCAGGACUAUGGACUACCUGGUGACCCAGAUCAUGGACCAGAAGGAUGGUAGCCUGCGGGACUGGUACGACUUCGUGUGGAACCGCACACGGGGCAUACGGAAGGACAUCACGCAGCAGCACCUCUGUGACCCCUUGACAGUGUCCCUGAUUGAGAAGUGCACUCGGUUUCACAUCCAUUGUGCUCACUUCAUGUGUGAGGAGCCCAUGUCCUCCUUCGAUGCCAAGAUCAAUAAUGAAAACAUGACUAAGUGUCUUCAGAGUCUGAAGGAGAUGUAUCAGGACCUGAGGACCAAGGGUGUCUUCUGUGCCAGUGAAGCUGAGUUCCAGGGCUACAAUGUUCUGCUCAAUCUCAAUAAGGGAGACAUCCUGAGAGAAGUGCAGCAGUUCCACCCUGAUGUUAGAAACUCCCCUGAGGUGGACUUCGCUGUCCAGGCUUUUGCUGCAUUGAACAGUAAUAAUUUUGUGAGAUUUUUCAAACUGGUCCAGUCAGCUUCUUAUCUGAAUGCGUGCCUGUUACACUGUUACUUUAAUCAGAUUCGUAAGGACGCUCUUCGAGCACUCAACGUUGCAUACACUGUGAGCACACAGCGCUCUACUGUCUUUCCCUUGGAUGGUGUAGUACGCAUGCUACUGUUUAGAGAUUGCGAAGAGGCAAUAGACUUCCUCAACUACCAUGGUCUCACUGUUUCUGAUGGCUGUGUCGAGCUUAAUCGGUCUGCAUUCCUGGAACCAGAAGGAUUAUUCAAGGCCAGGAAGUCAGUAUUUAUUACCAAGAAGCUGAUGGUGUCCGUUGGGGAAGUUGUGAAUGGAGGGCCAUUGCCCCCAGUCCCUCGUCACAUCCCUGUGUGCAGCUUCAACUCCCAGAACAAAUACAUUGGGGAGAGCCUAGCUGCGGAACUGCCUGUCAGCACUCAGAGACUCGGCAUGGACGUAGCAGGUGGUGGCAGAACAGAGGAGUGUGGAGCAGAGUUGGAUGUGCCACCACCAGGUUUCCUCCCACAGCCUCUUUCUGGCUCCACACCCUUACCUGCUUCUCUGCCUCAUGUUCCAUCACUGACCCUGGCUGUGGCACCCAACCUCUUCCAGCCCUCCAUGCAGCCAGAGCUGCUGCCUCCUAAGCCUGCUCCCAAGUAUUCUGAUGCGGACCUGGUGCAGGUAGUAGAUGAGCUUAUCCAGGAGGCUCUUCAGCGGGACUGUGAGGAAGUCGGCACUGCUGGGGCAGCAUAUGUGGCUGCAGCUUUAGGUGUUUCUAAUGCUGCCAUGGAGGAUUUGUUAACAGCUGCAACUACGGGAAUUUUGAGGCAUGUUGCAGCUGAAGAAGUGGCUAAGGAAAGAGAGCGAAGGGAGGAGGAGAAACGGCAGGCUGAAGAGGAAAGGUUGAAACAAGAGAAAGAGCUGGUGUUAACUCAGCUGAGCCAGGGCUUGGCUGCCGAGCUGACAGAACUCAUGGUGACAGAGUGUGUGUGGGAAACCUGCUCCCAGGAGUUGAAGAGUGCAAUGCAGACAGACCAGAGGAUUCGCAUGGCCCGUUGCUGUGAGGAUGUCUGUGCUCACUUGGUAGACUUGUUUCUAGCUGAGGAAAUUUUCCAGAUUGCAAAGGAGAUGCUCCAAGAACUUCAGUGUUUCUGCAAGUAUCUGCAGCGGUGGAGGGAAGCUGUUGCAGCCCGGAAGAAACUCAGGCGCCAGAUGCGGGCCUUCCCUGCAGCACCCUGCUGUGUGAACGUGAAUGAUAGGUUGCGGGCACUGGCACCCAGUGCAGAGUGCCCCAUUGCUGAGGAGAACCUGGCCAAGGGCCUCCUGGACCUGGGCCAUGCAGGGAAAGUAGGCAUCUCCUGCACCAGGCUGAGGCGGCUCAGAAACAAGACGGCUCACCAGAUGAAGGUUCAGCACUUUCACCAUCAGCUGCUCAGCACGGCUGCGUGGGCACCUCUUGACCUGCCAUCCUUUGUGGCUGAGCACCUCCCUUUGAGGCGGGAGCGUGUAUUUUGGAAACUGGUGCUGGUGUUGCCUGAUGGAGAAGAGCAGUUCCCAGGCACUCCUGGAAGAAUUCUAGCAAAUUGGCUGAAGGUCAAGUUCAUGGGUGAUGAUGCCUUGGUAGAUGACACAUGUAGUAAUGCUGGUGAGAUGCAGACACUUAGAAUUUCCAACGUGCUCAGCAGCAAAGGAGAUCAGACAAUUUCUGUCAAUGUGUGUAUAAAGGUGGUCCAUGGCACCUUCAGUGAUGGUGCCCUGGAUGCUGUGGAGAACCAGAAGGACCUCUUGGGAGCCAGUGGGCUCAUGCUGCUACUCCCUCCCCAAGUGAAGAGUGAGGACCUGGCAGAAGAGGACGUGUAUAGGCUGUCAGCUUUGCUGCAGCUCAAGCAGCUCCUGCAGGCCAAACCUUUCCAACCUGCCCUUCCACUGGUGGUUCUUGUUCCCAGCUCUAGAGGGGAUGCCGUCGGAAAAGAAGUGGAGAAUGAUCUGAUGCUGCAGGAUUUGGUUUCAGCCAAGCUGAUUUCAGAUUACACUGUUAUUGAGAUCCCUGAUUCUAUUAAUGAUUUACAAGGCACGAUGAAGGUUUCUUGGGCAGUACAGUGGCUGGUCUCCCACUGCCCCAAUGCCCUUGACCUUUGCUGUCAGACCCUUAUUCAGUACGUGGAAGAUGGGGUUGGCCGUGAGUUUAGUGGCCGGUUUUUCCAUGACAGAAGAGAGAGGCGCCUGGGCCUCCUGUCUUCCCAGGAGCCCAGUGCCAUUGUUGAGCUCUUCAAUAGUGUGCUGCAGUUCCUGGCCUCCGUGGUGUCCUCUGAGCAGCUGUGUGACCUGUCCUGGCCUAUCACCGAGUUUGCUGAGGCAGGGGGCAGUCAGCUGCUUCCUCACCUGCACUGGAACUCCCCAGAGCACCUGGCCUGGCUAAAGCAGGCUGUGCUUGGGUUCCAGCUUCCAGAGAUGGACCUUCCACCCCAAGGGGCGCCCUGGCUUCCCAUGUGCUCCAUGAUCAUUCAGUACGCCUCUCAGAUCCCCAGCUCACGCCAGACACAGCCUGUCCUCCAGUCCCAAGUGGAGAGCCUGCUUCACAAAACGUAUUGUAGGUGGAAGAGCAAGAGCCCCUCCCUGGGCCAGGAGGCAGGGCCCUCAGUUGCCCAAGUUCCAUGGGAUGAUAUCAUCUCCUUGUGCAUCAAUCACAAGUUGAGGGACUGGACACCCCCCCGGCUUCCUCUCACAUCAGAGGCACUGAGUGAAGAUGGUCAGAUAUGUGUAUAUUUUUUUAAACAUCAUUUGAAGAAAUAUGAUGUUCCUUUGUCGUGGGAACAAGCCAGAGUGCAGACCCAGAAGGAGCUACAGCUGAGUCAGGGACGUUUGGGGAUAAAGUCUUUUCAUCCUUCUGCAAGCAAUUUUCCUACUCCGUUGCUUCAUCUGCACCAUAAAGGGAAGAGAAAUGCAGAAUGGGGCCGAGAGGGGAGUCUCAGUGCAGAGGAUCUGAUGAGAGGAGCUUCAGCAGAGGAGCUCCUGGUGCAGUGUCUGUCCAACAGUCUGCUGCUGGAGAAAGAGGAGAACAAGAGGUUUGAAGAUCAACUUCAGCAGUGGUUGUCUCAAGACUCAGGAGCAUUUACAGAUGCAGCUUCCUUUCCCCUCUACCUUCCUCAGACACUAGUGUCUUUUCCUCAGACUAUUGAAUCUGUGGUAAAAACAUCUACGAUAGCUAGCCCACAGAAUGCAAGGACAGAGGAGCAAUUGAAGUUCUCAGAAGCAACAGGCACAUCUCUGACUGAACGGCUAAAGCACCUGGAAAGGCUGAUCCAGAGUUCAAGGGAAGAGGAUGUUGCCUCUGAGCUCCAUCUUUCUGCACUGCUGGACAUGGUAGACAUCUGAGCAGCCUGAUCAUUUGAGAUAAUCUCUCCAGAAGAGUUUCUUCUUUUACUCAAAUUAUGUUAUUCUCAGAUGCAUGAUGCACUGUUGGAAAUAUGAUUAUGAAUCAUGCAAAUAAACCAUUUGAAUUUC